This is a messenger RNA of Thamnophis elegans (Western terrestrial garter snake), 2850 nucleotides long. It is a transcript of the gene B4GALT7, whose product is annotated as beta-1,4-galactosyltransferase 7. Gene Ontology annotation, molecular function: xylosylprotein 4-beta-galactosyltransferase activity. The transcript is spliced from 6 exons. Lineage: Eukaryota; Metazoa; Chordata; Lepidosauria; Squamata; Natricidae. The coding region runs from base 21 to 1010 and encodes 329 amino acids. Gene Ontology annotation, biological process: carbohydrate metabolic process; proteoglycan biosynthetic process. The record is from RefSeq and is a predicted model, not a curated record.
UUGACCGGCAAGUCGGCAGGAUGUUGCUUUCUCGACGCAAGUCGACUAUGUAUCGCCGGGCGGGAGGAGGCGGCGGCGGCGGCGGCAGGUUUCUCCGACUCCUGGGCGUUCUACCCUGGAAAUGCUCUCUCUUUCAGCUCUUCUUUAUUGUACUGUUACUGGGUUUUCUCUCCCUGCUGUGGCUGCAGUUCAGUUGCUCAGGGGAUGAGCCUAGAAGUCAAACAGCUGAGGCAACGGUGCCUCAAAAACCAUGUGUACUUGAGCCUCUACCUUUGAUUCCUGAUGAUCCAUCAUGGGGACCACAUCGCUUGGCAGUGUUAGUUCCCUUUCGAGAACGUUUUGAGGAGUUGUUGACUUUUGUUCCCCAUAUGCAUCGCUUCCUCAGCAAGAAGAAAAUUCGUCAUCGUAUCUUCAUUCUCAACCAGGUGGAUCAUUACAGGUUUAACCGAGCAUCUCUGAUCAAUGUGGGUUUCCUGGAAAGUGGCAAUGACACAGACUAUAUUGCCAUGCAUGAUGUGGAUUUGUUACCUCUCAAUGAAGAAUUGGAUUACAGCUUCCCAACAGCUGGUCCUUUCCAUGUGGCAUCACCUGAGCUGCACCCACUUUAUCAUUAUAGCACCUAUGUGGGGGGCAUCUUGCUGCUCACCAAGCGACACUAUCAAAUGUGUAAUGGAAUGUCCAACCGUUUCUGGGGCUGGGGCAGGGAAGAUGAUGAAUUUUAUCGUCGCAUCAGAGCAGCUGGACUUCAACUCUUGCGACCCUCAGGUAUUACAAGUGGAUAUAAGACAUUCCAGCAUCUGCAUGAUCCAGCUUGGCGCAAAAGGGAUCAGAAGCGUAUUGCUUCCCAGAAACAGGAGCAGUUCAAGGUAGACCGGACUGGAGGAUUGACUAACCUAAAAUACAGAGUAGAAUCACGCAUUUCACUGAGUGUGGCAGGAGCCCCCUGCACAAUUCUUAAUAUCUUGCUAGAAUGUGACUCCAGUGAGACUCCCUGGUGUGCAUUUGGUUGAUAUGCCUACUAUACAGAUUGCCUGUUUUGUUUGCUGCUCUACCAGCUCACGGCCAGAAUUGCAGCUCAGCUCUGGGAUGGCAAAUCCUUCUGUAGGAACCGACAACCAGUCUUAACUGCCAGGACAAAGUGGUUAAAAAAGGGAACUGAGGAUCUACACUAGUUGAUAAAGCAAAAGCAGGUCAUUACCUCUUUUACAAGGAUACUGCAAGAGGACAACAAUUGCAGUGGUAAUGGAAACAUUAAAUAAGCCAAGUGCCUUCCUAUCAGUUAGAAGGAUUUUGUCUUAGGUAUCUUCAUCUCAACAAGCUGAAGAAUCUGUGAACUCAGAGGCACUAUAGGGAUUAAAUUAUUGUUUCUCCGCUAGUCAAGACUUGGAAGAUUUCUUUAUCCAGACUAAAACUCAAAGGAAUGUUAGACAUUUGCUUCUCUUGUGAUAAUAAGAUGCAUAAAUAUUUGCUCCAAACUAUUCUUAUAUCGCAUUCUUCCUCUAGUGCCUCUUGAUAGUGCAUACCUUGCAUUCCGACUCCAGGAAGUCAAGGCCGACCAUCUUAGCUAAUCUCAUUUUCAGAUCUUUUGAACUGUAAAGGCUGUUGUCUUUACUGAAAUACAGCUAUUAAAACAAAUGGAUUGAAUGAAUAUUAUAACUGAAAUGUAUUUGAACAGGGUUUUAUGUACUGCUGCGAACAGUACCGAAUUUUCUAGUUUUGUACUAACGGAAUUCCGACUUAAACCUACCUUUUUGUUUUAUGAUGACUCUGAUUUUUCCCCCAACGCUCCUUAACGUGAAAGAACUGGGCACCAGAACAUACGUGUAUAUUAUCUGAAUAUGAUGCAUUUGUAUAUUUCUGGACACAGUAGUACUUUUUUGCAUUGAGAAAGGUAGAGACAAAGUUAAUACGACAUGAUCAAGCGCCCACUCCAAAACACCUGCGACAGAACUGGAAACUCCUAUGCAGCUGCAUUCGGCAUCUGUGCAAGCGGCUGAUCACAGAGCUGGUUGGUGCAAUAUUAGUGAUCUGUUGAAGACUCACUGUAGAGAAAUGGAGGGUCUGGGCCCUUGGGGGGAUAUCGCUGUGCCCUACAGUAUGAAGGGGUGGAAGAGACGCUUGCCAGGGUUCCAUUGAAAUGCCUGCUGCCUCUGGGCUCCUUUCCUCUUUCAAGGGUUUUGAUUUCUUCUUGGGCUGUUGACUAAAGAUGCUAUUGAACUGUUCCAAGGUACUUGGAUGUUCAGACUCGAUUGUGUUCGUAAUUUCAGAGGGAAGUUCUUUGUAGUUACACGAGAUGAGCUUCUGCAGUUGGGGUUUGGAUAUAGAUUUCUUGCCAACGCAGCUUGCUGUAGAGAAUAAGGUAGAACCAAAAGGGUUAACAGAGUUGCGAUAUCUUAAGUCCCCCCCGCACAAGAGUGUUCAUCUUUUUUUAAUUAAAAAAAAAAGCUUGUGACUGAGGAAUAUUUCAUACAUGCUGUAUCGUGGGUUAGGAAUAAUUUCAGGCAGUCGGAACCUCUUUGGGGUUCUCCAUAAUAGCGAGAAUAUGUAUGUAUAUAAAAUGUAAACUAAAUGUCUAAAACCCCAUGAAAUCUCAUGAAAGUAUAUGUGAGCAUUAUGAGAUUUGGCUUAUUUUUAAAAAAUACAUAAACAGAAGUCAAAUAAUUUAAUGGCCUAGCAGAUUUGUUGGCAUCCACAAGCACAGUGUUGCCAUGUUACAUUGCAGAUCUGUAGGGAUAAAAGACUCCUGUAAGAUGGGCCUGAGCCACUUUUGUAUAUUUUCUAUUCAUUACAGAAAUUGGAAUAUUUAAUAGAAGUAUAGAAAUUGGAAUAUUUAAUUUAAGAACUGUGUGC